AUGUGGUUACGAGAUGAGCGGUGUGGGGAGUUCUGUAAGGAACUUUGGCAAACGGGUGGGGCAGCUCUUUUGGCAGAUGAUGUUUCCUUGAAGAUACAGAUGAUGGGAAGGGAACUGAAAUUAUGGGAAUCGAGGAGCUUUGGUCGUGUUAAAAAACGAUGCAGCGAGAUUAGAAAGGAAUUAGCAGAAUUACAAAAACCAUCGUUGGAGGCUUCGACGAAAGAUGACCAGCGGGCUCUUGAGAAUGAACUUGAUGAAUUAUUGCAACGUGAAGAUGUGAUGUGGAAACAAAGAUCCAGAACUGACUGGAUGGCGGAAGGGGAUAGGAAUACUAGCUAUUUCCACAAGGUAGCCGAGGGAAGAAGGAGCCGAAACCAUAUUAGAGAGAUUAAGAUGGUGGAUGGUAGAGUUACUAGAAAGAAUGAGGAGAUGGAUGAGGUGUUUAGAUCAUACUUUCAGGAGCUUUUUACGUUGGAAUCCCCUCAUAACCCAGAUGUGGUGCUUCAAUCCAUUGAACCUGUUGUUACAGAGGAGAUGAACAGAGAGCUCACCGCCUCCUAUACUCAGGAGGAAAUUGUCCAAGCAUUGAAACAAAUUCAUCCUCUCAAGGCCCCUGGGCCUGAUGGUAUGUCUGUUGUUUUCUAUAAUUCUUGUUGGUCGUCGGCUCGUUUUGAAGUUGUCCCAAUUUUGCUCGAUAUUCUCAAUAAUGGUGCUACACCCAGGCUUAAGAGGUGUCUUCCUUCCAUUAUUCAUGAGAGUCAGUCUGCGUUUGUUCCUGGUCGGCAUAUCACUGAUAAUGCCAUUUUGGCUUUUGAGAUCUUUCAUAUGAUGAAGAUCAAUAAAGCCAAAGAUCAUGGAGUGUUUGCUUAUAAACUGGAUAUGGCCAAGGUGACUCAUUUGUGUCGUCCCGGGGUUUACGAUAAGGCGAUCCUUUAUCCCAUUUUUCUCUUCCUCAUGUGCGCGGAGGCUCUCUCUGGGCUUCUAAGACAAGCGGAAACGAGGGGCUUGGUGCAUGGGGCUAGAUUAUGCCGAACGGCUCCAAGAGUGAGCCAUCUCCUCUUUGCUGACGAUUUUAUUAUCUUCGGGAGGGCAAACCAACAGGAGAUUAAUGUGGUGAAGGAAGUUCUCAGAGAGUAUGAAGAGGUGUCGGGACAAAAAGUUAAUCUGGAUAAGUCCACCAUCUCUUUUAGCGGAGGUGUGGCCACGGCUAAACAAGAAGCUUUGGCUAUUCAGAUGGGAGUGGGGCUUACGGGUUGUAGGUCCAAUUAUCUUGGGAUUCCGAGUAUUGUGGGGAGAUCGAAAACUGAGAUUUUCCAGAUGUUGGUGGACAGAACGAGGAAGAAAUCUAAGGAUUGGAAAAGAAAAUUCUUAUCGAGGGCUGGAAAAACUGUGCUUAUAAAGGCAGUUCUUCAAUCGAUUCCGACCUACCUUAUGAGCUGUUUCGCACUACCCGAAUAG
Messenger RNA from Salvia miltiorrhiza (redroot sage), 1458 nucleotides. RefSeq lists its product as uncharacterized. The transcript has 3 exons. The coding region runs from base 1 to 1458 and encodes 485 amino acids. The record is from RefSeq and is a predicted model, not a curated record. Lineage: Eukaryota; Viridiplantae; Streptophyta; Magnoliopsida; Lamiales; Lamiaceae.